Cajanus cajan (pigeon pea) is the source of this 1681-nucleotide messenger RNA. Its product is annotated as Radical SAM superfamily protein. The record is from RefSeq and is a predicted model, not a curated record. Gene Ontology annotation, molecular function: lipoate synthase activity; 4 iron, 4 sulfur cluster binding. Lineage: Eukaryota; Viridiplantae; Streptophyta; Magnoliopsida; Fabales; Fabaceae. Gene Ontology annotation, biological process: lipoate biosynthetic process. Gene Ontology annotation, cellular component: chloroplast; mitochondrion.
UUCGCUAGGUGGAGGCAGGAUUUCAUGUGUAGUGUUGUGGCACACUAUUUUCCUUUGCUUUGUUCAACCAUUCUCACUUACUUUGUGGACGGAGAAACCAAUGCCAAUGUGCAAGCAGAUUUUAAAAAUGUUCCCAUUUCUUGUUGUCUGAGAAUUGAGAAGAAAAGAAAAGAGACACCAAAAUGAUUCCUCAAUCUCUCCACAACCCACCUUCCAUCACCUUCUCAACCCCAUCCCCUAAACGUCACCGUUUCCCUCCAAGUCGGAGAAUCCGAUGCGACGCCUCGUCGGUGUCGUUGGAGCACAAGGUUGGGCCUCAGCCCGGUGGGCUGGGCCCGCACACGGGGCGAGACCCAAAUGUGAAGAAGCCGGAGUGGUUGAGGCAGAAGGCUCCUCAGGGCGAAAGGUUCCAAGAGAUUAAGGGAUCCUUGUCCCAUUUGAAGCUCAACACUGUUUGCGAGGAGGCACAGUGCCCCAACAUAGGAGAGUGUUGGAAUGGAGGUGGAGAUGGUAUUGCAACUGCCACAAUCAUGCUUCUUGGGGAUACUUGCACCCGUGGAUGUAGGUUUUGUGCUGUGAAGACCAGCAGAAACCCUCCACCUCCUGAUCCCAUGGAACCGGAAAAUACUGCCAAGGCCAUUGCAAGUUGGGGUGUGGAUUAUAUUGUCCUAACUAGUGUGGAUCGUGAUGAUAUACCUGAUGGAGGAAGUGGCCAUUUUGCUCAGACUGUCAAAGCCAUGAAGAAUCUCAAACCUGAGAUCAUGGUUGAGUGUUUAACCUCUGAUUUUCGAGGUGAUUUGAAGGCUGUAGAAACUCUCGUUCACUCAGGUUUAGAUGUCUUUGCUCACAACAUUGAGACAGUCAAACGCCUCCAAAGAAUUGUUAGAGAUCCAAGGGCAGGGUAUGAGCAAAGCUUGUCAGUUCUAAAACAUGCAAAACAGAGCAAGGAGGGUAUGAUAACAAAAACUUCUAUAAUGUUGGGCCUUGGAGAAUCUGAUGAUGAGGUGAAGCAAGCAAUGGCUGAUUUAAGGGCCAUCAAUGUUGAUAUUCUGACAUUUGGUCAAUAUUUGCAGCCAACACCCUUGCACUUAACUGUUAAAGAGUACGUCACUCCUGAGAAGUUUGCUUUCUGGAAGGAAUAUGGGGAAUCUAUUGGUUUCCGAUAUGUUGCUAGCGGUCCACUGGUGCGAUCAUCAUACAGGGCUGGGGAGCUGUUUGUUCAGACAAUGAUACGAGAAAAGGCCAAAAAUGCUGGUGACUGCUUAUGAUCUUUGGUUCUGCGCUUAUGUAUAUUAGGCAACAAACAAUUGACGAGGUUUUAGCAUAUGCAUUGUUGCGGAGGAAAAUGGUUAGGUGUGGAGAGAAAAUUCAAUACUUUUGAAGCUUUACGUAUUCUUUGUAACUGCAAUGUUUAUUAAUUUAAAUUCUUUAGUAAAUAACUGAGAAUAUACGUAAGUUGCAUUGAGAGUAAGAAAGAACAAAAAAUUCGAAAUGCCAUAACACGAGAAUAAUAGUUGAUUUACUUCAAGGAGGGUGUUUCUCUUAUUUGCAUUUUGUUUGUUAGUGGCAAUAGCUUUUUUGGAUUGGUUACUCUUGUUUCUAUUUUAUUAUUUGAUAAAAUUAUGUGUAAGAAAAAUACAAGAUAUUCACUAUCUUCAUUUUGGAGACUUACUAGUCGCUA